CAUCAAAAGAAGCACAAAUAUUUCAACUACCUAAUAAUAAUUUCUGAUGACAAUCCUACCACGAGUACUUAUUAUAGUAGCUAGCAAGGAGGUGCUCAUUCAGUGGAGACAUUAAACACUAACAUUUCCUAUGGAAUCUUCACUACUGGAUAACCGUGGCAACUCUAGUCAUGUUAAGAAGGAGAAGCCACAAAACUUGGUCCAGAGAUUCGGAUUUGAGUCAAAAAAGCUAUGGAUACUAGCAGGCCCUGCUAUUCUGACUUCUAUAUGUCAGUACUCUCUUGGUGCACUCACCCUAACAUUUGCUGGCCUUGUUGGUGAGCUAGAUCUUGCAGCAGUUUCUGUUGAAAAUAAUGUUAUUUCUGGGCUUGCCUAUGGAAUCAUGUUGGGUAUGGGGAGUGCUUUGGAGACUCUGUGUGGGCAAGCAUAUGGUGCUGGUCAGAUGAGGAUGUUGGGAGUGUAUAUGCAGAGAUCAUGGCUCAUUGUGGUCACUACUGCUGUUAUUUCGGUACCUCUUUAUGUUUGGUCACCUCCCAUAUUGAAGUUCAUAGGACAGACUACUCAGAUUGCAGAUGCUGCUGGAAAAUUUGCUGUAUGGAUGAUACCACAAUUGUUUGCAUACGCUAUAAACUUUCCAAUCCAAAAGUUCUUACAGGCACAGGGGAAAGUCCUGGUGAUGUUAUGGAUAUCAACAGUUGUUUUGGUGUUACACACUUUUUUUAGUUGGCUUCUUAUAUGGAAGUUGGGAUGGGGAUUAAUUGGAGCAGCAAUUACUCUAAACACAUCAUGGUGGUUGAUUGUCAUUGCACAAUUGUCGUACAUUUUCAUCACUAAAUCAGACGGAGCUUGGAGUGGAUUCACAUGGCUAGCUUUUGUAGACUUGUUUGGUUUUCUAAAGCUUUCUUUGGCUUCAGCUGUUAUGUUAUGCUUGGAGUUUUGGUAUUUGAUGAUACUAGUGGUGAUAGCAGGUCGUUUGGAAAAUCCAGUAAUAACUGUUGAUGCCAUAUCUAUCUGUAUGAACUUAAAUGGAUGGGAUGCCAUGAUCGCAAUUGGGUUCAAUGCUGCUAUAAGUGUGAGAGUAUCAAAUGAACUAGGGGCUGGGAAUUUUCGGGCUGCAAAGUUUUCAGUGUGGGUGGUUUCGAUCACAUCAGUAUCCAUAGGUAUUGUUGCCAUGAUCAUAGUGCUAGCAACAAGGGGUUACUUUCCAUACUUGUUUACCACGAGUGUUGCAGUUGCCAAGGAAACAACUAUGCUUGCUGCUUUGCUUGGUGUUACAGUACUUCUAAACAGCCUUCAAAUGGUCUUGUCUGGUAUUGCUGUUGGAGCUGGUUGGCAAUCUCUAGUAGCAUACAUCAACGUUGGGUGUUACUAUAUUGUUGGAUUACCAGCAGGGAUAGUCUUGGGAUUCACGUUUGGUUUUGGAGCAGAGGGUAUUUGGUCAGGGAUGAUUGGAGGCUUAGUUUUGCAGACAAUAAUCCUUAUAAUCAUCACUUCAAUAACUAACUGGGAAAAAGAGGCAGAAGAAGCUGAGAGUCGUGUGAGAAAGUGGGGAGGAUCAAUUUUGUGAGUAACGACUUUAACCAAGAUCGAAUUAUGAGAAGCUACAAAUGUGUCGCACAACCUCACUCACCUAAAUUUUUAUGACUCUAGACAAUUAGAUUGGGACUCGAUGAAAUUGCAUCAAGAAUUAGAACUUGAAAAUUUUCAACGUGUAUGCUCCUAUUAAAGAACACACUUGUACUCAUUGGUGAGUUCUAAAGUCAAUUGCAAAAUAAAAAAAAAAUAAAAAAGUCUUAUGUGUGUGACCUAGUGUGAUCAACGAGAGAUGAAGACCCUCUCUAAUUGGAUUAAUAAUUGUUUCCACCUUUUACAAGGGUGGUGAGGAUGAUGCCUAUCUCACGAGCUAAGGAAGGGUUGUG
This is a messenger RNA of Cajanus cajan (pigeon pea), 1919 nucleotides long. Its product is annotated as protein DETOXIFICATION 33. NCBI's taxonomy places the organism in Eukaryota, Viridiplantae, Streptophyta, Magnoliopsida, Fabales, Fabaceae. Gene Ontology annotation, biological process: xenobiotic detoxification by transmembrane export across the plasma membrane. Gene Ontology annotation, molecular function: antiporter activity; xenobiotic transmembrane transporter activity. The record is from RefSeq and is a predicted model, not a curated record. Gene Ontology annotation, cellular component: membrane.